AUGAUUGUGCUUAUAAUUGUUGUCAACGUUGCUUAUAGUCUGCAGGCUGGUCUUGUUGUCGGACAAGGAUUCACUUCAUGUGAAUACAAUUAUAACUGUACUGCAAACACGAACUUGGGUGUCAUCAAUCUGAACGGAGCUAAUGCAGCAGACCCGUACCAAACUUCGGACCCCGUCAGCAAAGCUGAAUAUUUUUGGAAACCAUGCACCGAUUUCACGGUAUCAGGUGUCACAGCUGGGGCUCUACAACAGUCUCCUGGUGCCAGCAUCCAGGACAUUGGAAUGCACGCCCAGGCAUUCUGUGAUGUAUUAGAUGGGUACAUAAGGUUUAACAUGAUGUCGUCGACCUUUACUAGGUUUACCUACGUCAAAUGCGUUUGUGGUGCAGCCAGUACAUUUAUAUUCGACAAUGAAUAUUCAUCGAAUGAUUUCAACUUUAUUUUCACGUCAAACCACUGCUGUCCGAACUACAGUCCUCCAGGUGUGAGGGUCACAGUGACUGUCAGUCCGGGGACCGUGCUGGUUAUCAUAUUUUUCACUGGGAUCAUUGCGUAUUUUCUAUUCGGGACAAUAUUCCAGAUCGUUUUGAGGAAAGCCGAAGGCAGGGAAAGGAUACCUAAUGUCUCCUUCUGGUCAGAUCUUCCUGGACUGGUCAUGGCUGGCUUCAAAUUUACCUUCACUUGUGGACAUAAACUUGGAUAUAGGGAGAUCUAA
Molecule: messenger RNA, 714 nt
Organism: Candidula unifasciata
Lineage: Eukaryota; Metazoa; Mollusca; Gastropoda; Stylommatophora; Geomitridae
Source: the annotation of a GenBank genome assembly